Sphaeroforma arctica JP610 is the source of this 1016-nucleotide messenger RNA. RefSeq lists its product as hypothetical. Lineage: Eukaryota; Ichthyosporea; Ichthyophonida. The record is from RefSeq and is a predicted model, not a curated record. The transcript has a single exon. Bases 82 to 486 code for a protein of 134 amino acids.
CUAAUACAAUAACAACAAGAGUGUGUGUAUACAAUCAAAGUAUCUAAAAUACACUCAAACGUUACUGAAUACCAAAAAAAAAUGGCAGCUGUUUUGAUCGAAUUGGUGACGAUGGUUGUCCAGGCCGGGGAUUUGUACCUGCUACAAAACCCAAUUCAUCAUUUCGAUAUUAUGGACAAGACGGAUUAUCUCCGGGCCAUCGCCUGCGGUGUUGUUAUAUUCUCGUGCUUGGUCCCUCCACUUACUGGGUUGUAUGGUUCUUGGGCCGGAAUGCUACAUAUGCUAUCAGUGAGCUUGUACCUCAGCGCUAAUAUCAUCUACCACCUGGAGUACAUCAAGCGGUAUGGCGGCGACCUGGCCGACCCAACGUUCUAUUCCGUCGUCGUUGUCACAAGUGCACUUUUGUGUGCGUUGAUAUUCUUGGAGGGCGGCGUCCACAAAAAGGUUGUAGUUGAUGAGAAACUGAAGGCUAAAAAAGUCGAGUAAGAGGUGUACUGAGUGUUAUAGACUCAGUCAAUCUUCGACAUAGUGCCAAGUGGGGUUCAAUUCUUUCAAUAGAAAAUUGAACGAGCCUGUGCACAGCUUAGAUUCUUGUUGAUCUCGACCACUGGCGAUUUGCUUGAACGCUACCACUGUACUAGAUCUAGAUGUACAACGCAUCUUAUAGUGCCUCCACAUCAGUCUGUGCUCGUACAUACUGUUUGUGUGCACUCGCACUUGCCAGUCAAUAUCUGCUGCUCAGCGUAUUUCUUCCAUUAUUUUUAAAGUCCAAAGGGCAUUUGGUAUCAGGAAGAAAGUCUAGUGCAGUCAAAAAAGUGAAAUACGGUAUAAACCAGUAGCGACGAAACGGAAGUAUCGAAAGAGUGGUAGAGUGGCGAUCAUUUAAUCCAAUCGCCGCACUGUUGACGGCGGUAGCGUGUGAAAUUUACUGCUUUUUUUCACCAUAUUGUUGCAAUGAUUCGAUCUAAAGCGUACCUUAGGUGACAAUGGGAGAAUAAAUAGUUCAUCUAGGCCGA